Molecule: messenger RNA, 1134 nt
Organism: Ordospora pajunii
Lineage: Eukaryota; Fungi; Microsporidia; Ordosporidae
Exons: 1
Coding region: 1-1134 (377 amino acids)
Biological process (GO): DNA repair; DNA-templated DNA replication
Cellular component (GO): nucleus; DNA replication factor C complex
Molecular function (GO): DNA clamp loader activity; DNA binding
Source: RefSeq, a predicted model, not a curated record
AUGCAACAGUGGAUUUUUGCAGUCCAGAAAAAACAGCUUGUGCAAUACUACCUUAUUGUAUUACAGACCCUGAUGAUAUGGAUCGAAAGACACCGGCCAAUUACAUUCGAAGACAUGGAUGGGCGAAAACAGAUAAUUGAUGCAUUGAAGAGCUACACACUUGAAAGCAUCCCGCACAUAAUAGUACACGGACAGUCUGGAUUUGGUAAAAGAACUGUUCUGAUGAGCCUGGUCAACCAUUUGUAUGGAGGAGCUCCAGAGAUGAGGCACAGAACGAUCGAGGUUACAAGCGGCUCAAAGAAACUGGAGGUUGCAUACACAGAUUCAGAUGGAUACAUGGAGAUAUGCCCAGCGAAAUACGGUCAUCACGACAAGGCAAUUGUUCAAAGCGUGAUAAAAGAGAUGGCACAGACGAAGCCAAUACUGUCAAUGCUUGGAGGAAUGACAAAAAAAGCAGCAAUAAAGCUUGUUGCAAUAAUAUCAGCAGAGCAGCUGUCUAUAGAGGCGCAGGCUGCAUUGAGAAGAACUAUAGAAGUGUACAGUGGAUGCCUCAGGGUUGUGCUUGUGUGUGAGGAGCUUUCAAGGCUGAUUGAGCCAAUAAGGAGCAGAUGCUUUUUUGUAAGAGUUCCAGGAUUUUCGGAUGCUGAGGUGAUGGGUGUGAUGAACAAAGUGCUCGAGAAGGAGAACUACAGUGUGUCUGCACAGACACUGGCAGAGAUAUCUAGUGAGUGUGCAGGAAACAUGCGCAGAGCAUUGUGCAUGCUCGAGCUUUUUUGCUUCAACAUGGCUGAUGGAGACGGCAAGAGAGCAAAGAUACAAGACAGAGGCAUGAAGCUUGAAUGGGAGUCAAUAAUAUCGUCAAUUACAUUGAUUGUAAAGUCAAGGCAAACAUCAGAAGGGUUUAUUGAGAUACGAAAGCUGCUAUAUACGCUGUUGAACAGCUGUAUUUCAUCAAGAACGAUUCUUCUUGAGUUGUUUCGGCAGCUUUCUACUGGCGUGGAUUCCAGGAUGCUUCUACUACUCUGUAGAAAUGCAUUGAUGUAUGAAGAGAGAAUGAAAAAGGGCACAAAGGGAAUCUACCACUUGGAAGGAUUUGUCACAUCUUCGAUGUGUGUGUUUGCAGAAAGAGCAUAG